GCGAGCGUGUGAGUGACGCGCCGUUAACUCAAACCCUUUGAAUGCUUGGGAUUUUUCUGAUUUAUCUUUGCCUUUGCCCUAUAUUUCACGCCCCGCCUUUGCUAAUUCCAUUGCGCCUUCAAGCAGUCAAUCGAAAGGGUUUCUCUCUCCAGCUCUCUCUCUCUAAAAUCAUCUCUGUUCCUCAUUCCGAUCAUCAAUGGCUGACAAGACUGAGUUCGAUUCUCGCCCAAAUCAGAUCCCGAAAGAUAUGCAAGGACCUGACAGUGGCAUCCCGCUUUCACCUCAGUGGCUUCUGCCAAAGCCAGGGGACAACAAGGCUGAAGCUGUUACCGGGGAGAACCAUUUCAGUUCUCUCCACGGUCAUGCCAACCUCCCUGUUGCUGCUAAACCAACUGGAGUGGGAGAUGAUUCGGUUGAUAACCCUAAGAAGAAAGACGUUUUUCGUCCUUCGGUGCUGGACAUGGAGCCUGGCCGCAGGGACCGCUGGCACGAUGAAGAAAGGGACGCGAAUUUCUCCACCCGCAAGGACCGCUGGAGGGAGGGUGAGAGAGAUCUGCACCCCGACAGCCGCAGGGCUGACCGCAAGCCCGACCCAUCUGGUGGGAGGCACUAUGGAGAAGCAGCACGCAGGGCCCCCGGCGAGCGCUGGACUGACUCGGGAAAUCGAGACAAUCAUGAUCAGCGCCGUGAGAGCAAGUGGAACACUCGGUGGGGCCACGAUGACAAGGAGGCGGACAUUUUCCUUGAUAAGGGGUCGACCCAAGCUCCUCCUUCUCAUGGGAAGGAAGAGAGGGAGGGUGGGGAACACUAUCGGCCGUGGAGGCCAAAUUCUUCCUACAGUCGGGGUAGGGGGGACCCUCAUCACCAGACCUUGACACCUGGCAAACAGGUUUCCACCUUUUCGCAUGGACGGGGGCGUGGGGAAAGCCCAGCUCCUGUUGUGUCCCAUGGCAGGGGAAGGGUCGGGUCUGGGGGGAAUUUGGUUACCCACACGGCCAAUCAUUUGCAGCCACGUGGACCUCUCGUGGAGAAAGGUGAAACCGGCUUUGGAGGGCCCGGUCGUCUGACUUAUAGCAGGACAAAAUUGAUUGAUAUAUACAGGACAACUGAUAUGACAGGCUACGGACGUAAGUGUUUGGAGGGUGUCUCUGAAGUACCUUCACUUACUCGAGAAGAACCUACCGAACCACUGGCUUGUUUUGCACCAACUCCUGAAGAAUUGGCUAUUCUGAAGGGAAUUGACAAAGGAGAAAUCAAUAGUAGUGGUGCUCCACAGGUCAGUAAAGAUGGAUCGGCAGGCCGUACUACAACUGACUUAAUGCAAACGAGAAGAAACAGGCUAGGCGGUGGUAAGGAUGACUUGACCUUUCCUCUGGAUGAUUCUAAACAUGGCACUUCGAGCAAUCCUGAUGGUUACUCAGACUAUUCGGAAGCUCCAGUCCAUGGAAAACACAUUCAUCGAUGGCCCAAUGUGAAAGUUGAGACAAUGCAAGAGUAUAGGACCUCUUCUGACCACAAGUUGAAUGUCGAAGCUUUAAAGGAAGACAGUGCUGUUCAUAGGAAGAAUGAUGAUGGUUCUGGUGCCAGAGAAUCUAGUACCCCGGAAAAUUCUUCACUUCGCACAGGUUCAUGGAGAUCUUCAUCUUUGACAGACCGCUCACGUUUAGCUUCUGAUUGGAGAGAAGGCUCUCUGGAUAUUCCGAAAGAUCUUAACAAUGUUUGGCAGAACAGUAUGAUUGAUUCACCUAAUACCAGUAAAGGAGCACCCAGAUGGCAGGUGGGUGACGAUCCAAUUUUGGGAAGGCAACCACCUGCAGCUAUCAACAGGGAGAUGGAAUCACAUAUAAUUUCUCAACCUUCUCCUGAAGACUUAGUUCUUUUCUAUAAAGAUCCUCAGGGUGAAGUUCAAGGCCCUUUUACUGGGAAUGAUAUCAUUACAUGGUUUGAGUCGGGAUAUUUUGGCAUUGAGUUGCAAGUUCGUCUGGCCAAUGCUCCGGUUGACUCCCCCUUUUAUUUACUUGGAGAUGUGAUGCCCCAUUUGCGUGCCAAGGCUCGGCCACCUCCUGGAUUUAAUACUCCCAAACCAAAUGAAAUCCAGGACACCUCUGGUAGAUUAAACUAUACCAAUGUUGGGAAUCUACAUGCGGUUGCGGGUGAGGCUGAUUUAUUACAAAAUGAUUCGAGAUAUAAACAGGGUAUGGGUUCCACAACGGAGGCUGAGAAUAGGUUUUUGGAGUCAUUGAUGGCUGGCGGUAUGAGUACAACUCCAUUUGAAAAGCUUGUUCUUUCAGAAGGCAUGCAGGGGUAUGCUGGAGCUAAUUUUAUUGUACAGCCACCAUUGGGAACAAACAGUGGGGAAGAUCCAUAUUUACUGGCUAAGAAGUUGGCAUUGGAGAGGCAGAGGCCUGUACCAAAUCCUUACUCACUUUGGGCUGGUAGAGAUGCAGCUACUGUUACAGACAAUGCUCGUGCACAGCAUCUUUCUCAGAAUAUGGAGUCAUUGCCUGCCCAUCCAGGAUUACUUGACCGAUCUGUACCAGCUGCCAACAAUGGGGCUAGUGGUUGGAUGAAUUUCCCGACCCAAGUGGGUUUGGACCCACUUCAGGAUAAGUUGGAUGUUCGUCAUGCACAGAAUAUUCCUUCACAAUCUGCCCUUGGUAUAUUGCAACAGAGGCUACAGCAGCCACAGAACACACACUUGGGUAAUCUAUUAGCCCAAUCAUUGGAUAAUUCAUCUCGGAUAAUUUCUCCGGAGAAUCUCCUUGCUUCUGGUAUUCCUCAAGAUCAGCAGAUUUUAAGUUUGUUGCAACAGCAGUAUUUGCUACAGCAGGUUCAACCCCAGGCCCCUGUUGCGGCCCAGCAGCUGUCACUUUUGGAUAUGAUGCUUAAGCAGCAACAGAAGCAGGAAGAGCAGCAACUGUUAAUGCGCCAGCAGCAGCAGUUGCUCUCGCAAGUGCUGUCCGAGCGUCAGCUGAAUAAACAAUCAGGAGAGCCUUCGUUUGCCCAGCUGCAGCAAACUGGUGGUUUUACUGCGGGAAAUGCUAAUGUGGAUCACACCCAUUUCGAACAACAUCAUGAUAUCUUUCAGACUGGUUCACAGGUGCAAGCUCCUAACAUACGAGGUGAUACUGCAAAUGAUGCUGGUUUUGUUAUGUCUCCUAAUGAUCCUCAGGAGGUGAGCCAAAAUAUAGGGCCAGAAACUUCAGAAAGUUCCAUGCAUCUGCCACAUCAGAUUUUUGCUAAUAUCCCAAAGCAAAGAGACUGGGAUGAUGCUCCUGCAGCAGAAAAAAAUGUUGAGCUGCCAACGGAUCUUUCAAGCACGACACAGUUGGGGAAAUCUGUCCCGCCGAAGCAAAAUACAGUUGAUCAUAAAAAUGAUUCAGUAUUUCAUGAAGCUUUGGAUGCAAUCACUAAGGCUCCGACUGAAGAAUUAUCCGAACAGGGAGGAAGUGAAGAACAGCACACUGCUAAUUCCUCUGUGGUAAAGCAAGUUAAAGUCCCUGAAGCACGGGGUAAGAAGUCGAAGAAGCAAAAGUCCUCUUCCAAGGCUCCGGUUGACUCAGUAAAGGGUGGUGUGACCAAGUCACAACAGUUGAAGUCAUCGGAAUCUGAAGGAACGGCCUCCAAUAAUGCAAAAUCAGAGACACUUACUUCCCAAGGAGAUGCACUUGCAGCAUCUGCAACAGAAAAGGAGAAGGCAAAGAACAAAAAAUCAGCUGAGGAUGGGGGACUCCUACCAGGCCAAAACUCAUUGCCUGCUCAUAAUUAUGCAGAUGAUGUUGUAACUGCUGAGACGGAUGCUCAGCCAGGACAAGUUGCACAUGUUUCACAGGUCAACACGCAAGCAAAUACUGGUCAACGGGCAUGGAAACAUGCUCCUGGUUUCAAGCCAAAAUCACUACUAGAGAUACAACAGGAAGAGCAGAGAAGAGCACGUGAACGGGAGGAAGCGGCAGUUUCUGAUAUCUCAACUUCUCUAAGCUCCAUGAGCGUUUCAUCCCCUUGGGCUGGAAUAGUUGCAAAUGCAGAUUAUAAGGCAUUGGAGGAAUCCCAGCAGGAACCCCCUAGCACCGAGAUAAACUUCACCAAGUCUGACAGCUCCUCUGUACUGAAGAACAAUAAUAACCAAAAUGAAGAUCUGUUCUGGGAUACUAGUGUUUCCAAUUUAGGUGACAGAGAACUAGAGACGAUCAAUAGUCGGGUGCCUUUAACAUCAAUGAUGAGUUCCCAAACUGAUCCUGUUGUUGCUGAUGACUUUAUUGAUGCUAAAGAUACUAAAAAGAGCCGUAAAAAAUCUGCCAAGGCUAAAAAGGUGGCUCCCGUAGUUACUGCCACCGACGUGUAUGUUGGAUCAAGUCCGAGUGAUAAAGGUAAGCUUGCUCGGCAAAUGCAACAGCAGAAGGAAGUGUUGCCCCCUCUUCCAUCUGGCCCUUCCUUGGGGGACUUUGUUACCUGGAAGGGGGAGUCUUCUAGUCCUCCUGCCCCUGCUUGGUCUGAUUCUGGAAAACUCAGUAAACCUGCAUCAUUGAGGGACAUCCUUAAGGAGCAGGAGAAAAAGGUUUCUUUUUCACAGCAGGUGCCAACUCCUCAGAAGCCUGCAACAAAUCAACCUGCUUGUGCAAGUGUUCCUUCAUGGUCGCAUUCUUCUUCCCCUGCAAAGGCUGCGGCUCCAGUGACUAAAUCACAAGCUUCCUCCCAGUCAAAACAUAAUAAAGUUGAGGAUGAUCUGUUCUGGGGACCACUAGAGCAACCGAAGCCAGAAGAGCAGUCUGAGUUUCCUCAACUCGGAACACAGGGAAGUUGGGGAAGCAAAAACACCUCUGUGAAGGGAAACCCUAGCGGGAUUUUGAACCGACAGAAAUCUGCUGGUGGCAAAGCUGCAGAUUAUCCAUUUUCUGUUUCAGCUCCCUCAGCUCAAUCAUCCCUCAAAGGAAAGAAAAAUGCUACUACCAAGCAUUCAGAGGCUAGUGACUUCAAGGAAUGGUGUGAGAGCGAGUGCGUCAGACUCAUUGGGUCCAAAGAUACAAGCAUACUUGAAUACUGUCUGAAGAUAUCGAGGUCUGAGGCCGAGACACUACUGAUAGAGAAUCUUGGCUCGUUUGAUCCAAACCAUGAGUUUAUCGACAAGUUCCUGAACUACAAGGAUUUUCUGCCUGCAGAGGCUGUCGAGGCUGCCUUCAAGAACCGGAAUGAUCGAAAAACCACUGCCAAUCUGAGUGGUGGGGACAUGAUUUCUGAUUCUUAUCCUGAUAUCGGUGGUGGGCCCAGUGCCAUUGAUGGGGGCAUCACAAAAGCAGGUAAAAAAAAAGGGAAAAAGGGGAAGAAAGUGAGCCCGGCAGUCUUGGGAUUCAAUGUCGUGAGCAACCGUAUUAUGAUGGCUGCAUUGGAUACCACCAUCGAAUAUCAGCACUGGAUACCCAGUAGAUCAUCCCUUAGUGGCAUAGAAAAUCUCAGCCUAACCGUCCGACAGGGAGCGGACCUAAAUGGGCGAGCUCGUGCGGGCCACGACGGGAAGGUCUGCGGGCGAACCCGCGGCUCGCCUGUGCGCGUAGGUUAUCACUUGUCAACCAAGCUUCAGAAUCCUCACCAAAUUCUCCCGAAAAUGAUGAAGGCGUCGUUCAAACUUAGGCAUGACCUCGACAAACUCACCGCCGCUUCCACCGUGGCAGUCAACGCCGGUGACUUCAAGCUCCGCGCCUCCAUGACCGACGCCACCGUCGCUUCCGGCCCCAGCUUGAACGGCCUAGCCUUAGGCAUCGAGAAACCUGGCUUCUUCAUGGUCGACUACAACGUCCCCAAAAAGGAUUUUAGGUUUCAGUUCAUGAACACUGUUAAAGUGGCAGAGAAACCGUUGAAAUUGACCUACAUUCACAGUAAAGGGGAUGAACGGACAAUAUUGGAUGGGACACUGGUGAUUGAUUCUGCAAACAAGGUCUCUGCUAAUCACGUGCUUGGUACCGGCAAUACGAAGUUGAAGUACAGUUAUUCACAUGGAGGGCUGACAACAUUCGAGCCGAGCUACGAUUUGGGGAAGAAUACAUGGGAUUUUGCAGUUUCGCGCAAGGUAAAUAUGUUUUCGACCAAUAGCAUGCUCCGGGCUACCUAUCAGACAUCUAGCAAGAAUUUGGGGCUCGAGUGGUUUCAGAGUUUAGAGCAAGGCACGGUCAAGGUUACAACAUCCGUCAAUUUGGCAGACGAGCGGAAAAUACCAAAAGUAUUUGCCGAGUCUACCUGGGAAUUUGAAAUGUGAUUUCUUACUGCCUUUGUUCAUCCGCUGCAAGGGUUCAGUGUGGACAACAAUCUUAUAACAGACUGGAUGUAAUCAAUCUUUUAAUCAUGGCAUUUGUUCUUCAUAAUUUUGCAAACUGGCUUACAGUUGCAGCAAACUUUUAAGCCAUUUUUAUCUGCUUGAAUCCAUUGGUCCAUGUUUCUGUCUUGAAAUUCGUAUCAGGUACAGUUACGUAUCUUGUGAGUAAGUUUCACCGAGUUGUGAUUCAUUCAGUGCACAAUCUUCGUGGUAUUUUGAUUUCAUGAAUGGUCUUGCACCAUGAACUCAAUUUACCAUGAAUGGUUCGUGUGCCAAUUGAAGGAAAUUGUUCGCGUAAUCGUACCAACAUUGUGCCAGUUGAUAUGAUAACCUAACACUACAAGGUCCAAAUUUAACUCGGCUAUUUAAUGGCUACAAUGCAUGUAUAGUCUAUAGCACCUUAGAAUUUAGAUCACUGACCAAUAGUAGGCAUUUUGUUACUGUUUAUGUUUAAUUGUUGAACAUAUAUAUUACUUCAAUAUAUAUACGUGG
Messenger RNA from Striga asiatica, 6799 nucleotides. Lineage: Eukaryota; Viridiplantae; Streptophyta; Magnoliopsida; Lamiales; Orobanchaceae. The record is from the annotation of a GenBank genome assembly.